Molecule: messenger RNA, 348 nt
Organism: Fraxinus pennsylvanica
Lineage: Eukaryota; Viridiplantae; Streptophyta; Magnoliopsida; Lamiales; Oleaceae
Source: the annotation of a GenBank genome assembly
AUGGCUUAUGCUCUCUUUAACUUCAUCUUUAUCUUCUUGAUAAUAUUUCUCCUCCCACUGUGCACUUUUUCUCAAAACAGUGGUAACAUAAGUGUAGGCACCUCUCUCGUUGCAACAGAGAGGUCCGCUCCAUGGCUUUCACCUUCUGGAGAUUUCGCAUUUGGGUUUCAGAAACUUCAAAACAGUGAUAUGUUUCAACUUGCUAUAUGGGUGGAGAUUGAUGCACAAAGUGGGCUGGUGCUUCGUGAUCCUCAAGGCCGCCUUCUAUGGAGUACUGACAAUAUUGUCGAUGAUGUUUCCCAUGGCAAAUUCUUUGAAGAUCCCUACACUCACAGUCAAAAGGAUUAA